AUGUCCUAUGAAUAUCUCAAUGAAGAUGCUCUAUUUCCUGUCAAACAAUUGCUUCUUGAUUCUGCUCAAGGUGAUUUUGCUGCGGUUUGUUCAUGGGUUGAUGAGGUUGGCCAUACUUACUACUAUCAUUGGAGCAACGCUUUACAUUAUGUUGACAUGCCGGAUUUCAAGUGUAACAAUGAAUACUGCAGAGACUGUCAUGAUUCUUACAAACGUAAACAUAGGUGUGUUAGUGGAGCAAUAUACAACAAUACAAUGCAACUUAAAUCAGCUGAUGAAAGCACUUCAUCUGAAUUUAACUACAAUUUGGCAGAGGCAUUUAUGUUCUUGUCAAAUUUUGUUGGGGAUAUUCAUAAGUAUAAUUGGCCAAAUGAUGUAUCAAUUUGGGAACAUUGUGCCAACAACCACACAGCUUGUCCAAAUCGGUAUGCUUCUGAAAGCAUUAGCUUAGCAUGCAAAUUUGCCUACAGAAAUGCUACACCAGGAAGCACUUUGGAAGGAAGGGAUCAGGAAAAUCUCCCCAAUGAAGCUAUUAUCAUGGAAAUAGAUGAAGCCAUUGAAGCUUGGCUGACAAUGGAAAUGCAACAUAUUGCUAACUUGGAAAAAGACAUUGAAUUUCUCAGAUUAGCUUUGCCUAAUCCUAGUGUUUCAAACAUCUGGUUUUGA
Glycine soja is the source of this 666-nucleotide messenger RNA. RefSeq names its product endonuclease 4-like. Gene Ontology annotation, biological process: DNA catabolic process. Lineage: Eukaryota; Viridiplantae; Streptophyta; Magnoliopsida; Fabales; Fabaceae. The record is from RefSeq and is a predicted model, not a curated record. Gene Ontology annotation, molecular function: nucleic acid binding; endonuclease activity. Bases 1 to 666 code for a protein of 221 amino acids. The transcript is spliced from 7 exons.